AUGACCGAGAUUUCAACGACGCGAGGGCUCCCUGAAGAGGUAGUGACGCACCCACUAGUGCUAUUAAGCAUCGUAGAUCACUAUAAUCGUGUGGCUCGCGAUACAAGCAAGCGUGUAGUCGGCGUUUUAUUGGGCUCGACCUUUCACGGCAAGUGCGACAUCACCAACUCGUUCGCCGUACCAUUUGAUGAAGACUUGCGUAACCCAGGCAUUUGGUAUUUAGACCAUGACUUUUUGGAGAGUAUGUAUCAAAUGUUCAAAAAGAUCAAUGCCAAGGAACGCAUUGUGGGCUUUUACAGUUCGGGUCCUAAGAUUCGCAAGGCCGAUUUGGACAUUGACGACUUGUUUCGUCGCUACUGUCCGAACCCUGUGCUAGUCAUUUGUGACGUUCGUCCUAAUGUGGAAGGGCUUCCCACUACUGCUUAUGGAUCGAUUGAAGAAGUGGAAGAAGAUGGUAAGGCCAUCAAGCGCGUUUUCAAGCAUAUAAAAUCUACUGUUGGUGCCUACGAAGCCGAGGAGGUGGGUGUCGAGCAUCUGUUGCGUGACAUUAAUGAUCCAUCGGUAAGUUCGCUAGCUGGACAGGUCAAACAUAAGAUGACGGCGCUCAAUGGGCUUAAAGAGCGACUAGAAGAAAUGAAGACAUAUCUUGAGAACGUUGUUGCAGGUCGUCUGCCACCGAAUUAUCAAAUCAUUUACAACAUGCAGACCAUUUUUAACCUGCUGCCCAACCUUAAUGUCGAACAACUUGUGCGCUCCAUGUUUAUGAAGACGAACGACAUGCAUUUUGUGAUUUAUUUGUCGUCGCUUAUUCGUUGCACGAUCGCUCUGCACAACCUUGUGAACAACAAGAUCAAAUACAAAGAGUCAGAAGAGAUAGCGUUUACGGAUAAAAAGGAGGAGAAAAAAGAAGCUACAAAGGAUAAGACGACCGAAAAAGCUCCGUAG
Messenger RNA from Plasmopara halstedii, 945 nucleotides. Its product is annotated as 26s proteasome non-atpase regulatory subunit 7. The transcript has 2 exons. Gene Ontology annotation, molecular function: metallopeptidase activity; protein binding. Bases 1 to 945 code for a protein of 314 amino acids. Lineage: Eukaryota; Oomycota; Peronosporomycetes; Peronosporales; Peronosporaceae. Gene Ontology annotation, cellular component: proteasome regulatory particle; proteasome complex. The record is from RefSeq and is a predicted model, not a curated record. Gene Ontology annotation, biological process: proteasome-mediated ubiquitin-dependent protein catabolic process.